Messenger RNA from Cercocebus atys (sooty mangabey), 4905 nucleotides. RefSeq lists its product as uncharacterized. The transcript has a single exon. The record is from RefSeq and is a predicted model, not a curated record. The coding region runs from base 139 to 504 and encodes 121 amino acids. Lineage: Eukaryota; Metazoa; Chordata; Mammalia; Primates; Cercopithecidae.
GGGGUGGCAACAGGAAAUGGGGUGCGGGCUGUAGACCACAGUGGGUGGGGUGGUGCUUCCGUUCCUGUAAGGUCCGCCCCCCGAGCCCCCUCAUCUGCUUCUUGUUUGGCAGAAAUAGCUCUGGGGCACAGCCACUUGAUGAUGGGAAUCUGCUCACGCCAUGCCCUCUGGGGAAGGAAAUCUCGCUCCUUGUGCAGCCUCUCCUUUCCCCUGCGGGGGUGCUGGGGGUGCCAGGGCUCCACCCUCGGCUCGCUGGGCAGAGGGAAGGAAGCACCUCCCUGUAUGCUCUGCAGAGGCCCCUGCAAGGCACUUUGCCUCAGAGGAAGGAGGAGAGGUCCCCUGGGAAACACACACACAUACACACACACACACACACACACACACACACGUGCAGGGGUGCAGCCUAGGUCAGUGGGGCCAGGACUGGCUGCCCAGCUGGGCCUGCCCCAUUCUUGGAGUCCCUGGGGAAUGAGCCUCAGGAUCCACUUCGUCCCCUGUUUCUAAGCCAGGCUGCAUGGCCAUUCUGGGUUUGAAAGCAUUCUGCCCUGUCUCCAGUCAGAGGGAACUGCCCCCAAACUAGAAAGCUAAUUUCCCCUGAAGGUUCGUGAAGCCAGAGGCAUGCCCUUGGGGGCUGGUCGGGGGUGGUGGGGCCGGGGUGAGAGGCGGUGCCGUGGAAGGGGCCUGGCCCCUGCUGCCUGCGGACUCUCCCCGGGUGUGCGGCCUUCUGCCUCCCUCAGGUUCAGUUUCCAGCCUGUAACGAGAACAACGAUGCCUGCCUGCCCAGGCCACCUCCUGGGACUGCAGUGGGGACUCUUAAGUGUAAAACUGUCAUGAGGAUGGUUUAUGAAGUCCCAGGGACCACACCUGCACUCAGGGAAGAGACCGCUGACCUCAGCCAUCAGCCGUGUGCAUCGUGAGGGGCGGCGAGCUCAGGACGGAGAGCUCUCCCCUGGUUCGGAGUCAGCACACCUGCACUCCCUUGCACACACCCACCCAGCUGUGUGUCCUCCACCAAGGGCGAGCCUCUCUGUGACUCUUCUGUAAAAUGCACCCCGUUUUGCCCACUCGUGCCAUGAGACACAUCCUCAGCCAUCCCGCCAGGCAUGAGCGCGUGAAUGCACGUGCAAAGCUCUCCACCAGAAGGGUGGUGUGGGCCCUGCAGGUCCUACCCCUCGGCCUUGAAGCUCCCUCAGGCUGCAGACUCUGGCUUCCCGGGUCUGAACAUUAGAACCGGGAAAGGGGUGUCCCUGAGCAGAGCCAGGAGUGCAAACAGCCUUCAGCCGUCUGGCCUUUUAAGUAUAUUGUGUUGCGUUUCCAGGUAGGAAGGUAGCAUUUCAAGUUCCAGGAGAGAUUGAGUCACGCAGCCAUCUUUCCCCCAGCACUUUCGGGGUAAGAAGGACAGUUUUUCUUAUGGUUUAGGGGAAAUUUUCAUGAAAUUUCCACCAUUACCAAUAGAUUACUGAUGUCCAUGGCAAGUGAUCUGUUCUUGGUAUUUUGUUUUGUUUUGGUUUGGUUUUUAAAUGUAAUCGCCCAUUGGUCAGGCCCAGGACUGGUCACCAUGAGCUCUGCUAGCCACGGCCCCAACAAUGCUUCCGGCUCUCAUGGAUUCCACAGCAAAUAAAACUGUCCUGAAAACAGAUGCACGCUGUACAGUGCCUCUAGAAGGUCCGGUGGGACUUGCUGGCUCGAAGCACGGCAGGCUCUGUGCUGGGCAAAGAGGGCCCCAUGGCAGCCCAAGGGCAGCCUGCAGACUCCAGUGUGCCCUGCUUCUCCCGUGUUCCGAGAUGGAGGAGGGGAAGGUGUAAAAGAGCUGGAUGGGGGCUGUGGGGACCGAGGGUCCCGGGAGACUGGCCAGGGACUCAGCAAGCGCCCGCUCUAGCAGGCCUUGCCCUCUGGGCUGUGGUUGGACAGCACUAGGCCUGCAGGGUGGGCUGCGAGGAGGAAGAGCAGCUCUGGACCCCGGGCCCCAGCAGGCAGCGAUGGGAGAAUUGACGAGUGCUCGCGGGGUCUCACACGGGAAAGGACCGGUUAACUGAGCAACUGGGAGCCUCGCUCCCGCCCCAGUGCCUGGAAACACAAACAGCAUUUUAUUGCGCCUUGGCUGCCGGGGCUCUGGUUUCAGGAAAAGCCUCAGUCUUGCAUUUGUGAAUUUUUAAGGAGGCAAACAAGGUGAAUUUAACCUUGCUAGGAGUGGGAGUUAGGGAACAUUCAGGCUGCCCCACCAAGCCCUUGGAACCGUGCAGCAGGGGUCAGGGGAGGGAUGGGCAAAGGCGGGUUGACCCAUGGAGCGGGUCUUCUGGUCCUCCGGGAGCAUGGAGGGUAGGGGGGAGCUCCAGCUCUUCAUCAAGCACCCUUUGGGGUUCCCGGCUGUUUUCUGUGGUUCCGUGUGUGUCUUUUCCCCUUUUGCCUGGCGGGAGGCUGGAGGGGAACAUGAGUUAACUCUUAUCUGCAUCACUGGGGUCUCAUGUCUGAAGGGCCUGUCUCACCUGCCACCUACCUGGCCUUGGCCUAGACAUCUGAGUGCCUCAUCACCUCCUCUCCACAAGCCCAGGGGUGCCCCUCCCAAGGCUGACUGGGCAGGUACCACGGGCCAGGCCCCAGGAAGCGCAGUGGGCUUCCCCCAGGAAAGACAGCAGAGCCAGCACUGCCUGCCUAGGGAGGGCACCCACUACCAGGCAUGGCUGGUGGCUCCGUUUAAAGAAAUCUUUGUCCAUGUGGGACUGGGAGGUGCUUCCCCAUCCUGCCUGGAAGCCACGUCCUGGCUCUUACCGUGGACUCUGCAGCAGCCAUGGUGGCCAAGUGAAGACGGGGGAGCCUGGUGACUCAGGGGACCCUGCUGUCACCACCUUCAAGGCAAUGGGACUGGACAGGGCAGCUCCUCAGGGAGGAUGAUCCCACCCUCACGGGUCAGCCCUGCAGGGGGACAAGGCCCACUACGACUCCACCUCAGGCCACCAACUGGACCUGUCCCACCAGGAAGGUCCCUUCCAAUCUGUCUGGCAGCUGGUUCCCUGGGUAGGCCCAGACAGGCAGCAUCAUCCUCAUGUUCGCCUCUGCUGUGCCCUACUUCCCCUGUAAAUGACAACUGUGUAGUCACCCACACCGGUCAAGGGGACACAGGUGCCACCUGGUGGGCCACCGUCUUCAGGGGCCCAGCUCUCUGUUGUCCCACAGCCCUCGGGGCUGGCGGUGCCUGCUCAGUGCCUAGGGAGUGCUCUUGCCACACAGCUGGGCAGUGGGCGUGACUCAGUGUUUACACCUCAAGCAGCCGCACAGGCUCCAGAGGGGAGCUUCUUUGGGGUCCUCGUUCAUGAGAGAGCAUCCUGUGUGCAGCCCUGUUCUGGCUUCGUCCUCAUCAUUCAUGCAUUCAUCCCACCAGGACCAUGGCACCGUGGGCUCGCUCCAGGGAAGCCAGGCGGGAGUGCACUGGGGCUACUUGGGUUCCCGGGGCAGACACAUGUGUGCCCUGCACACCCUCAAAUGAGCAAAUGAGCUGGCCCCUGGGUGAGGCCAUGUGGACCCCCACGGCUUUGGGGCCAGCUGGGCAAACCUUGAACCCCCAAUUUCUGCGUGGCCUUUGGCUGCCCUCCUUCUCCAAGGCGUGACUCUUACUCCAGAGACUCAGGUGAGCAAGUGUCCCUUACCUUAUUUUCUCUCCAUCAAACUGAAAUCCAUUGUGAUCCCCCAUAGCCCAGUGCAGUCUGUUGUUAUUAGGGGUGUCUCCCCCUUCCUCCCUGUGCCCAGGACAGGCCAUGAGCCAGAGGUACAAGGGAUCCCAGGCAAGAUGCAGGGCUGUCCGCUCCUGGUUCUUCAUCGUCAUGGGGACGCCCUUUGUCCAAACCCAAGGAAUCCCGGGACGUCUGGCUUUGCCGCUUUGGCUGGGACUCAGGUACCCGGGCACACCUGUGUCUGUCCCCUCCUCGUCCCAGUGAGGGGGACCCUCAGUAUCCCCCCCAACAUAGAACAGGAAGAUCUCAAGCCAGCCCCCUCCUCCAGUUCAAUUACUCUCCCUCACAUCCACCCAGAGAGGUCCAGACCUGUGGCCACUUCCAUGCCCUCUCCAGACUAGGAGACACCUGCUGCUGACCUCAUGGAAAACUUAGAUUUUGACAUUCUCAUGCUUCAGAAGUGAUGGCUCCUCCUUCUUUCCCCCUCUGCCACCUGCGGGCCUCCUCUCUGCAUCUCAGGAGAACAACCAGAUCUUUGGGCUCCUGGGGUAUGUGCCAUGCAGUUUAGACGAAGUGCUUUGAAAAUAUGCCAUUCAGUCUCUGACUAGGAAAAUAGGCCCGAUUUGACAGGUCCGAUGCCAUCAGCUCUUCAACAUGAGACAAAAGAGGGGAUUUUAUGUUUUGAGUGAUUGGAGAGAAUGAUAUAAUAAUUUUCUGAAUUGACAUCUGGAUGUUGAAAUUAGGAUGGUGCAAAAGGGGUACAGGGCCACAGGCUGGGUACAGCAGCCAGCUCCCCACGACGCAGAAGCUGCUUCAAAACCCCCUCAACAAAGAGGGGCACAUGCAAGUCAACAAAGUGGGAAGCCUUCGCCAAGGCCACACCCAAGGUCUACUGAUUGUCUGCCCAAAGUUCAUUGAUUCCUGGCCAUGAACAAACACAACAGAAAAAUACACUGAGGGUCCUAGUGGCUACAAGUCAAUGGUGAAUUGGCACAUGGUCUAGCAGUUUUUAAAUCUAACAGUAGAGGAUGGCAAUGGGCAAGGGCCAAGAAGUCCUUCUGAGAUGGGAGGUCUUGCUGUAUUCGGGCUCAGUGGAGGUCUGUGACCAGUGUCUGGACACUAGCUACAGGGGACCGGGCAGAGGAUUCUGGGCAGAAGGCAAAUGUCUAAAAGUACUUUGGAAGGGUAAAGGACGGGAGCCUUGUUUAAAAUAAAGACUGAAGGAUAAUAAAUAUCA